Molecule: messenger RNA, 7437 nt
Organism: Letharia columbiana
Lineage: Eukaryota; Fungi; Ascomycota; Lecanoromycetes; Lecanorales; Parmeliaceae
Exons: 8
Coding region: 1-7437 (2478 amino acids)
Biological process (GO): fatty acid biosynthetic process; secondary metabolite biosynthetic process
Molecular function (GO): phosphopantetheine binding; 3-oxoacyl-[acyl-carrier-protein] synthase activity; fatty acid synthase activity
Source: RefSeq, a predicted model, not a curated record
AUGGAGCCCACACUGGGCCCGGACAGCCAGGAAGCGUUGUUCUCGAAGUUAUAUGGAGAACACGAACCAGUGGCGAUAAUUGGUAUGGCGUGUCGACUUCCUGCUGGAGCGACCAAUGUAGAGAACCUGUGGAACUCGCUUGCAAGUGGCCAAAGUGGUUGGACUCUUCAUCCAGAAAAUCGACACACGCCCAACUUCCACUAUCACCCUAAUCCCGACAAGAGAGGAUGCUACAAUACCAAGGGAGGACACUAUGUAGAGGAAAACAUUGCUCGAUUCGACGCGCAAUUCUUCAGUUUGACACCAGCCGAGGCAACGGUAAUGGAUCCUCAACAGCGUCAUUUGCUGGAAGUCAGCUAUGAAGCGCUCGAAAAUGCCGGCAUCACACUGUCCAGUGUCGCAGGCACUAACAUGGGGGUAUUCAUCGGCAGUUCCUAUUCUGAAUAUCGCACUCACAUGUGGAAAGACCUCGACAAUCUUCCAAUGUUUGAGGUGACCGGCAAUGCGGAAUCGCUUUUGAGCAAUCGGAUCUCCUACGGAUUUGAUCUUCGGGGUCCGAGUAUGACUAUUGAUACAGCUUGUUCCUCGAGCCUUGUUGCCUUGAAUGCCGCAUUCAAGAGUCUGCAGGCCGGGGAGUCAUCCGCGGCCAUUGUUGGCGGUUCGCACCUGAAUGUUCUGGCAGAAUCGUCGGUGUCGUUAUCGACUACAAGGCUACUCUCUUCUGAUGGAAGAUGCUAUGCUUUUGAUGAUCGGGCUAUCAGUGGAUAUGGACGUGGCGAGGGUACGGGGUGCAUCAUCCUCAAGCCUUUGAAAGCUGCAUUAAAGGCCGGUGACUCAAUACGAGCAAUCGUUCGAAACAUAGGAACGAAUCAAGACGGCAGAACAGCUGGUAUCACAUUGCCCAACAACAAAGCGCAGACGGCGCUCAUUCGAGAGGUGUACAGCUCAGCAGGUUUAGAUCCCCUGGAGACAGACUUUAUUGAAGCCCAUGGGACCGGCACCGCCGCCGGUGAUCCUAUCGAAGCCGCGGCACUUUCGGAAGUUUUCGGACGUGCAUCCGAGUCGCGCAAAGUUCUUAUUGGUUCACUGAAGUCGAACAUUGGUCACUUGGAAGGGGCUAGUGGGAUCUGCUCGGUAAUCAAGGCUGCUCUGAUGCUGGAACGCAAGUUUCUGCUGCCCAAUUGCGAUCUGCAGACGCCAAAUCGCAAGAUACCUUUCGAGAAAAGCAACAUGAAGGUCUCUGACAAGUACGUACCAUGGGAUAGUUCAAGUAUGCGGCGGGUAUCUGUGAACAAUUUUGGCUUCGGAGGUGCGAACGCGCACGCUGUAUUGGAAGAAUCCUCCUUCCCGGGCAAGACAAAAUCUUACGUUGCUACCCCGCUAGACACUCGGAAUAGAUCUAAUGAUCGGGAUCCCUCCACCAAAUCGAGUACGAAACAGCACCUUUACGUCUUCUCUGCCAAUGACCGAGAAUCGCUUGAGCGUCAGAUCUCUCUGGUCGCGGAGUACGCGAAAGAACGCCCGGUCACCAUGUACCCGGAGCUUAUGAGGUCCUUAGCUUUCACACUCGGCCAGAGAAGAUCAAUCCUUGCGUGGAAGUUCGCCGUCCUGGCUUCAAAUCCUGACCAAUUGGUUUACGACCUAAAAGAUACAGCACUCGCUCCCGUCAGGUCAGGAGAGCAUCCCAAUAUUGGGUUCAUCUUCACUGGUCAAGGCUCGCAAUGGCCUACGAUGGGGAAAUCCCUGUACCAUACAUAUCCUGCUUACGCGCUCACAGUGCGCGAGGCUGAUCGAAUUUUGACUGAACUCGGAGCUUCAUGGUCCCUCAUUGACGAGUUGGAGAAGCCUCAAGAAACCUCAAUUAUCAACAGCGCUCACAUCAGCCAGCCUGCAUGUACGGCCCUGCAGAUCGCCUUGGUGGAUUUGCUUUCGUCUUGGGCUGUUGUUCCCCAUAGUGUCACUGGGCACUCUAGCGGAGAGAUUGCUGCAGCAUAUGCUGCAGGUAUACUUCGCCUCGAAGCAUGUAUGGCGAUCGCUUACUACAGGGGACUUGUCGCGAGAACGCUGACGGAGGACUUCAAGGAUAUCUCCGGAGGCAUGUUGGCUGUCGGAGCCAGUGAAAAGGAUACUCAGGCUCUGAUAGAUGAUAGCGCGCACGGUCAAGCGAUCAUCGCCUGCGUCAACAGCCCCAAUAGUAUGACAGUGUCUGGUGACGCCGACCAGAUAUCACAGACAGGAAGAUUGGCUGAUACGCGAUCGAUCUGGAACAGAAGACUGAGAGUCGACGUCGCAUAUCACUCUCAUCACAUGAGAUACGUUGCCGACAAGUACAAAUCACUUCUAGGAAAGGUGGAACCCAGUUCUCAAACCACGGUCGAAUUCCAUUCAUCACUGAAGGGAGCUCGAGUUGCGCCAUCAACGCUGACAGCUACUUAUUGGGUGGAAAACCUCACUUCGCCGGUGCUUUUCUCACAGGCAACUCGAAGCAUGUGUGGGAUAAGCGGGGACUUGACUGAAAGGAAUGUCGAUAUCCUCGUGGAGAUCGGCCCUCACUCGGCAUUGCAAGGUCCCGUGCGCCAGAUCUUGCAAUCAGUCGAGGGCAGCUUCCGUAAAAUCCAAUACAUGCCCUCUCUUAUUCGUAACGAAGACAGUGUCUCAGGUAUGCUGCUAUUGUCGGCCCGUCUUUUCACGAGUGGGUGUCGGAUGCAGCUGGGAAAUAUCAACUUUCCCAAAGGGGAGUUACCGAAUAUCUUGACAGAUCUACCCCCUUACCAGUGGAACCAUGGGAAAGAGUACUGGCACGUGAGCAGAACCAGCCAAGAAAUGCAGACAUAUUCUUCGCAACGGCAUGACCUCUUGGGGAACCGUGUGCCAGAUUGCAGUGUUUUAGAGCCGCAAUGGAGAAACGUAAUCAUGGCAGAUGACGUUCCCUGGCUCCGUGACCACAAGGUCCAAGGCCUUACUGUCUUUCCUCUUGCAGCAUAUCUCUGCAUGGCGAUGGAAGCUUGCCGGCAAAAAGCAAGCUGGAAGGGGAUCAAGUUCAAUUCUAUUGGGUUUCGGGAGGUCUCCGUCCAUCAAGCUCUAGCCAUUCCAGACUCGACGUCCGUUGAGCUCAGGUUGUCUCUGACGCCGUUCCAUGAAGGCCCUCGGUCAUCAUCAGAUCGUUGGAGCCAAUUCAGAGUGUUUUCCUGGAGUUUGGAGAGAGGCUGGUUGGAGCACUGCCGUGGCCUUGUAGAGCCUAGAAGUGCGGACGCGACGAAUCCAAUCGAGAACGAAGUGGCAAUACGAAGCCGUCUCCAGAGCUACGCAGAAGACCUUUCGCGAGGAACAAGCCUCUGCACCCGCCCAGUCGAGGCUAAAGGGGUUUAUCAGGCGGUAGCCGACGCAGGCUUCGAUUAUGGGCCCAUGUUUCGGCAGAUGGAGCAGGUAAUGAGCGGGCCAUCGUGUGCGAUGCACAACGCCAUCGUCCCGGACACUCCUGCUUGCAUGCCGGUCAACUACGAGUCAGACUACAUAAUACACCCAAUAACCCUGGACGUUAUCUUCCACGGAGCUGCAGCGUUGUUGGUAAAAAGCGGUCUAUUCUCCAAGGCGCCUUACAUGCCCGUUGCAAUUCGAGAGAUGACAGUGUCACUUGAGUUGUCAAAGCAGCCUGGAGCGGUGUUCGAAGUUUAUACGCGGACCCAAGAGCCUGACACAUUCUCUAGGAGACAGAUAUUCGAUAUGGAUGUCAAGGACGUGCGGAAUCCAUCGUAUGGAUGCGGGGUUUCGAUCAGAGGUUUCACCGAAGUUCCUGUGCAGCAGUCCCAGACCAACCAAGAUGUCGGAAGAGCUCGAUGUCUGCGAACGCAAUGGGAACCUUGCAUGACUUACCUGCCGCAAUCACAGGGCAGUAAAGGUCUCCCCGUGAGCGCGCUUGGGUCAAUUGAUGGUAACGACUACCAGCAAUGCUAUGGGUUUGCGGCGAAGCUCGUUGGAAAGUUGGCCCAUCAGAACCCGGGACUUCGGAUUCUAGAGAUUUCCGCAGGCACCACCAGUGCGACAGUCCCAAUACUAGAAUUACUGGGAGGUGCUGCUGAGGAACCCGCCAGGUUUGUGCAGUACGACUUCACAGAUACGUCUCCGGACACCCUGGAGACUGUAAGGGCAAAGCUGGCUCCUUGGGGGAAGCUUGUCAACUGCAAAACGUUAGACAUUGAGCUUCUACCACAAGACCAAGGUUUUGAAUCCCAGUCUUACGAUGCUGUUGUUGUUACUGCAUCCAACCAUCUUCUCGAUACGGCCUUUACGCAAAAAGCAAUAACACACAUCCGGUCCCUGCUUCAACCUGGAGGCAAAUUAAUCAUUGUCGAGGACACGAACCUCGAGAAAUCUCUAAGGUCGUCCCCGAGCUGGUCGCUCGACGGCCAACAAAGCACUGAUAGCCAUCUUAUGAACGGUAGUAAUCAUCUUCUGAAUGGUAACAGUCAUCGUGUGAAUGGUAACAAUCAUCAUGUGAAUGGCAACACACCCCAGAAAGACUGCACCACGACCAGUCAAGCCCGAACAAAAGCUCUUUUCGAAGCAAACGGGUUCUCUGAGCUUGAUUUUAUUCCGCAACACUACUCCGAGGAUGCACAACAUGCUGUCAGUGUCGCAUUCGCUACCGCCGCUCCGAUAGGCACUACGCCUGAUGAGACUGUAGUUGAUUUAAUCGUCGUCGCACAAGGGCUCCCCGAAGGGGCUUCUAAAGCUGACUUUGAGAACGUUCUGAACGUCUGGGGUCCAAGGACUGUGGUAUGGGUGCAAUUUGCUGAACUGGCGGUUACAAACCUCAGUGGAAAGCAUUGUAUUGUCAUUGACGACCCAAGAUGCCCGCACUUGACCACUAUGACUGCUGACUCUUUUAGAGGAUUGAAGGCCUUGUCUCAAGCGGCUGGGGUCCUUUGGAUUACAGGCGGCGUGACGUCUCCGGAUGCCGGAACUGUGAGAGGAUUGACGAGGACCCUCCGCUCAGAAUCACAGAUCACCAACCUCGUGACCCUGGCAAUCGACGACUGGGGGUUCCCGUCCAGCAAUAUUGUUGACCUCGUUGGUCAAAUCUUUGAGCGCUCAUUCUUCUGCUCCUUCGCGCAGACUGAGUACGACACCGAACUUGCUGUGAGAGAUGGUGUUGUUUACAUUCCUCGACUCGUUCAUGACAAUGCCCUGGACCAACACCUGAACCGAGAGACUCAUAAAGGCUUCAGGGACCUUCAGCCUUUUGUACAAGAAGGGCGACCACUGAAACUGACCGUUGCCAGUCCUGGAUUUCUCGAUACUCUAUGCUUUGUGGAAGACAAGCAGGCAACGAAACCUCUGCUCGACGACGAGAUCGAGAUCGACGUCAAAUCUGCGGGCUUGAACUUCAAAGAUGUCAUUCUGGCUCUCGGACAACUGGCCGGCAAUCAUCUCGGACAAGAAUGCUCUGGCGUGGUCACUAGAGUCGGACUCGACGUUCGUGCAAUCAGACGAGGUGAUCGAGUCUGUGCCGUAUCAGGAAGUACUAUUGCCAAUCUCGCCCGAUGUAAAGCCGAUUGUGCCGUGUUGCUACCUGAUUCUAUAUCGUAUCCGCAAGGGGCUUCGAUUCCAAUCAUCUAUUGUACCGCCCAGUACUGCCUCGCCCACGUGGCUCGUCUUCGCCCCGAUGAGACUGUUCUAAUCCAUGCAGCCGCGGGCGGUGUCGGUCAAGCCGCCAUAAUGCUAGCUCAAGCGACAAAGGCUCGAGUCCUUGCGACUGUUGGGAGCCCAGAGAAGAAAGAAUUCUUGAUGCAAAAAUACAAUGUCCCUGAGGAAUGCAUUUUCUACAGUCGCAACACUUCCUUUGCGAAAGGAGUCAUGGAGGCUACGUGCGGUAGGGGUGUCGAUGUCGCCCUGAACUCUCUUGCCGGGGAGCAAUUAAGCGCUACGUGGGAGUGUAUGGCUCCGUUCGGAAGAUUCGUUGAAAUUGGCAAGCGAGACAUCACCGGCAAUACGAACUUGGAGAUGGCCCGAUUCGAACAGAACGUCAGCUUCACAGCUGUGGAUUUGACGGCAUUGGUCCAGUACAAGCCUAGAGUGCUGCAAGAAGUCUUCAAAGAGGUCAUGGACUUGUUCCGUCAAGACAUCGUCGCGCCUGUCAGUCCAAUUCACGAGUUUGCCGUGUCGGAGGCCGAGACGGCCUUUCGGUCGUUGCAAAGCGGCAAGCUGAUGGGAAAAUUGGUCAUAGUGCCCAAGGCAAAUGACACAGUGAUGGCAACCCGGUCUUUACUCGAACCAGAUAUACUUCGCGCUGAUGUCUCGUAUUUGAUCACUGGCGGCACCGGCGGAAUAGGACGUGCCAUAUGCCGGUGGAUGGCGCAACGUGGAGCGAAGAACAUCAUCCUAGCUUCUCGAAGCGGCAAGACUCAAACCGUGGCACAGAAUUUGGUGGACGAACUAAGCUCGAUCGGCAUCAAAGUCGAAAUUCGCAAGUGUGAUGCCAGUAUCGAGGCCGACAUGCGUCUUCUCAUCUCAGAAUGCGCAAAGAUAAUGCCACCCAUUGGGGGUGUUAUCCAUGGCGCAUAUGUCAACAAGGAUGUCCUUUUCGAACAAGCAGUAUUCAGCGACUGGACGGACGUGAUCCGGCCGAAAGUCGACGGCGCCAGGAACCUCCACGAAACGCUGCUCGACCACAAACUCGACUUCUUCAUCAUGCUCUCCUCCAUCAGUGGCGUUAUUGGUAACCGCGGCCAAGCAGCUUACGCGGCCGCCAACAGUUUCCUCGACGAGUUCGCCCACUACAGGGUGUCCAAAGGCCUUCCAGCUACAUCCAUCGAUCUGGGCGUGGUCAAAGAAAUCGGCUUCGUGGCCGAGAGGCCCGAGCUCCAAGCCGGCCUCGAAUCUCUCAGCGGCGACGCCACCCUCAACGAGGCGGACGUCCUUGCAUUGAUCAAGUUGGCCGUGACCGGUCAGAUCGACAAACAUGCCGAUCACCAAUGCACGAUCGGCCUCGACUUUGACAACUACAACCCGAAGCACGCCGCGUUCUUCUGGGCCACCGACGCCCGCUUCUCGCACCUUCGCCGCGCGGCCGGUACCGCCGGGGGAUCGGACGGCGAGGGAUCCGGCAUGACGCCGAGGAAGGCUUUGAAGCAGGCCCGCAGCCUGGAAGACGCCACGCGCGCCGCCUCGGACGGCCUGAUCGGCAAGCUCUCCGGCGUGCUCAUCAUCCCCGCCGACGAGAUCAGCACCCAGAAGCCCGUCGUCGCCUUGGGGCUUGACUCGCUGAUCGCGAUCGAGGUGAGGAGCUGGAUCACCCGGGAGAUGGAGGCGACGAUGAGCACGUUGGAGUUGAUGACUAGCUCGAGCAUCAAGGGGCUGGCGGAGAUGAUCGUGGCGCGGUCGAAGCUGUGUGAGGGGUUGAGGAAGGAGGGGGCGGAUGACGCUGGGUCGGGGUGA